Molecule: messenger RNA, 1077 nt
Organism: Brettanomyces bruxellensis
Lineage: Eukaryota; Fungi; Ascomycota; Pichiomycetes; Pichiales; Pichiaceae
Gene: NCS6
Product: nucleotidyltransferase
Exons: 1
Coding region: 1-1077 (358 amino acids)
Biological process (GO): tRNA wobble position uridine thiolation
Cellular component (GO): mitochondrion; cytosolic tRNA wobble base thiouridylase complex
Molecular function (GO): tRNA binding
Source: RefSeq, a predicted model, not a curated record
AUGAAGGGUCCAGUGAAGGUGGGUGCUCUCUGUGAGCUCUGCCAUUGCAGAAAAGCAGUCAUGAGAAGACCCAAGAAUCUUCAAAAAUUAUGUAAGGUGUGUUUCAUAGCUGUCUUUGAGGAGGAGAUCCACAACACGAUAACGCGGGAGAAGCUAUUCCAUAGAGGUGAGAGUGUUGCCAUCGGUGCUUCCGGUGGAAAGGACUCGACGGUGUUGGCGGCGGUGAUGAAAACACUAAAUGAGAGAUAUGACUACGGACUACAUUUGGUACUUUUGAGUAUAGAUGAAGGAAUAGUGGGGUACAGGGACGAUAGUUUGGCCACCGUGAAGCGCAACCGUGCACAGUACGGCAUGCCGCUUGAGAUCGUGUCGUACAAGCAGCUUUACGACUGGACGAUGGACGAAAUAGUGGCCUGCACCGGCAUAAAAUCGUCUUGUACGUACUGUGGAGUUUUCCGGCGGCAAGCCUUGGAUAGAGGGGCCUUAAAACUCGGAAUCCACCACAUAGUGACCGGCCACAAUGCAGACGAUAUGGCGGAGACUGUGUUGCUCAAUCUAUUACGCGGAGAUACCGCGAGAAUCGAGCGAUCGGUGAGUAUCAGCACAAAUUCGACCGGAUCUCCUGUUAAGCGGUCCAAGCCUUUCAAGUACACUUAUGAGAAGGAAAUAGUGUUGUAUGCACACUACAGGAAGCUCGACUACUUCAGCACGGAGUGCACAUACUCGCCACAGGCCUUCAGGGGCACAGCCCGGACGCUUCUUAAGAAUUUAGAAUCUAUUAGGCCGUCUUCGAUUCUAGAUAUAAUACGAAGCGGGGAGCAGUUCAGGCUGAAGCCAAGGGGCAAAAAGAGGAAUGCGAACAGGGAGAUGGAGGUUCGUGCAGACGGGUCGGUAUCUCUAGGAAAUAGGGAUGGGAACAGGUGUGAGAGAUGCGGAUAUUUAUCAACAAACCGGAUAUGUAAGGCAUGCAUUCUUCUUGAAGGUUUAAAUAAAAGCCGGGCGAAGGUCCGGGUUGAAGGCAUGGAGGAAAAGGGGAAUGCGGCGGUAACGAAAAAGUUGGAAAGACUAACAUUUUAA